This is a messenger RNA of Vanessa tameamea, 940 nucleotides long. Its product is annotated as AN1-type zinc finger protein 2A. The record is from RefSeq and is a predicted model, not a curated record. Gene Ontology annotation, biological process: proteasome-mediated ubiquitin-dependent protein catabolic process; protein targeting to ER. The transcript is spliced from 6 exons. Bases 184 to 867 code for a protein of 227 amino acids. Gene Ontology annotation, molecular function: zinc ion binding. Lineage: Eukaryota; Metazoa; Arthropoda; Insecta; Lepidoptera; Nymphalidae. Gene Ontology annotation, cellular component: cytoplasm; endoplasmic reticulum.
UCCAACUUCCAAGUUAAAUAUGUCGUUUCAUUGUUAUUUAACUUUAUUCGUUAAACAACGAUGACUUUUGCAUGAGUGUCUAGCAUAUAUACUGUUUUAAUUUCGUAUUAUUUCGCCAUUCUUAAAUAAACUUUCAAAAGGUUCAGACGCAUUAAGUUUAACAUCGUUUUAAUCACUUAAACAAUGGAGUUUCCUCAUAUUGGAAAGAAUUGUUCAUAUAAAUCUUGUAACAAAUUAGACUUUCUGCCAAUGAAAUGUGAUGCUUGCAAGGAUGUAUAUUGCUCUGACCACUUCACAUACAUUAAACAUGAGUGUCCAGCACCUAAUGGAAGAGAUGUGCAAGUCCCACAGUGUCCACUCUGUGGUGCACCGGUGCCUGGGAAGAGAGGAGAACCUCCUGAUGUUGCAGUGGGUGCACACAUAGACAAUCAAUGUACAUCAGAUCCUGCAAGGGAAAGAAGAAAUAAGGUAUUUACAAAUAGAUGCUCCUACAAAGGAUGCAAAACGAAAGAGAUGGUGCCCUUAGUUUGUAGUGAAUGUGCACUUAAUUAUUGUCUUCGUCACCGACAUGCCGCUGAUCACUCCUGCGAAGGGAAAUUAGCAGCUAAGAGAAGACAAGCCGCUAAUGCAGCGAUGGCUCGAUUAAAAGCAAAAGAAAUUAAUUUAACAAAUGGAACAGCUGUCUCCACUCCUGUAACUGCAUUCUCAGAAGUACAAGGAAAUAUGUCGGAGGACGAGGCGCUGGCUCGUGCGCUGGCGCUGUCGAUGCAGGAGCAGAACUCCGCCGUGCGCGACAACAACUUCGCGCGCGCACUCGCCCGACAGCGCGUCGGCGGGGAGCAGAACUCACGCUGCUCCGUGUCCUAGCGUGUUGGGGGGGAGGCAGAACUCGUGCUGCUUCGCAUCCUAGUGUGUGUGGGGGGGGAGCAGAACUCGUGCU